Ananas comosus (pineapple) is the source of this 1530-nucleotide messenger RNA. Its product is annotated as protein CUP-SHAPED COTYLEDON 3-like. The coding region runs from base 426 to 1334 and encodes 302 amino acids. NCBI's taxonomy places the organism in Eukaryota, Viridiplantae, Streptophyta, Magnoliopsida, Poales, Bromeliaceae. Gene Ontology annotation, biological process: regulation of DNA-templated transcription. The record is from RefSeq and is a predicted model, not a curated record. The transcript is spliced from 3 exons. Gene Ontology annotation, molecular function: DNA binding.
UCUUUUUGGGACUUUCUUGUGGCAAUGACCCUUCUCAAAUUCUAAAACCACAAGCAUAUCUUCACAUGGAUGAGAAUUUACACAGCAGGGAGUAGGGUCAUCUUUACCAAUUUUGCCACAAUUAAUUUAAGCUCCUCUCUCUCUCUCUCUCUCUCUCUCUCUCUCUCUCUCUCUCUAUAUAUAUAUAUAUAUAUAUAUAUAUAUAAUAACAAGUCAUUCAAUUUAAGCUUCAAUUCUUUGAGUCCUAAACAUCUCAUCUUUUAGUACUUUGAAUAUAGUGCCUUGUAUGCAUCUAUCACCUCUAGCUCUACCUUAAUUACCUUAUUUCUCACAAUACCCAUUAAUUAGCUAGGCUUGCUAAAAUUUGUGUAAUCAGUUCAUUUCAUCUUUAGAAGCUGAGAUCAUAAGAGAAUUGUAGUGAGGAUAUGGGGUUAAGGGACAUAGAGUCUACACUACCACCUGGGUUCAGGUUCUACCCAAGUGAUGAGGAGUUGGUUUGCCACUAUCUAUACAAAAAGGUGGCUAAUGAGAAGAUCUCUGAGGGAACAACAAUGAUAGAGGUGGAUUUGCAUGCAAAAGAACCUUGGGAGCUUCCUGAGGUGGCGAAGCUGAGCGCGAACGAGUGGUACUUCUUCAGCUUCCGCGACCGCAAGUACGCGACGGGGUCGCGCACGAACCGCGCGACCAAGUCGGGGUACUGGAAGGCGACAGGGAAGGACCGGGAGGUGCACGACCCAUCGACGCGCACUGUCGUCGGCAUGCGGAAGACGCUGGUCUUCUACAGAGGGAGAGCUCCCAACGGCGUCAAGUCCGGCUGGGUCAUGCACGAGUUCCGCCUCGACACUCCCCACUCACCCCCAAAGGAGGAUUGGGUGCUAUGUAGAGUGUUUCACAAGAGGAAAGGGGAGGGGGAGCAAGACCACAGUGUUGGCUCCUCAUGUGAGCAUGCCAUGGGGUCAUCCCCUCCCAUGGUGGAGGAUCCUAUGACCAUGAUGAUGGGACAUCAUGAGGGGGGGUGCCGUGACAUGGUGAGCUCAUCCUCACACCCCCUCACUAAUCCACACCAAGAGGAUCACAACUCAAACUCCUACAUGAACUUGGCACUAUUGCACUAUAGUUUGAUUGACAUACCACAAGAUGUGAUGAUGGGGUUGGGCCCAAAAGGUGGUGAUGAUGAGUGUGGCUCCAUGUUUGAUGUGGGCAUGGAUGAUGAUCAUAACCAUAAUGACCAUGGCAUGGUGGGGAUGGGGAUGGGGAUGGGGAUGGGGAUGGGGGUGGCAAGUUUGGGAGACAUGAGUUUCCAAUAUGGAUGCAAGGAUGAGCUUUAUUUCUAGCAAGAUAUAAUUUGAUCAAUUUGGUAAAUAUUUAUAUAUAAAUAGUAAAAUUUUUAUGGAUGAUUUGAUUUGGAUAUGAAGAGAGUGCUUGUAUUGGUCAUGUAAAUUAAUUUGUCAUAUAUGUAUUUAUAGUACAGGGAAUAUUCAUAGGACAGAUAUUGUUUGUUAGUGCCAUUAAUUAAUUUGUCUUCGAUCA